GGUCAACUCACUCCAUGAGCGUCUGGAUAUUGAGAAAAGGAAGUACCAGAACCUGAUGGAACAACUGUCCCAGAAAUCACAGUUUGUUCGACCAGACAGUGAAGACAAGACCGUGGUAUUCCCUCCUAUCAGCUAACUCGUUCACGUUGUUCUCUGUAAAGCGCCUUUUAUGACCACCACACUGCCUGUUGAUAAUGUGAAUUGUUGAUGACAGUAUGGUAAUGAGCAAAAAAAUUGAAAUCCAGUACAUCAUUAGAACACCAUCAGCCUUUCUUUGUACAAUAAUACAAACACAAAUAUUACACUUCAAGUCAAAUCAGGUCAAGCCAAAGCUUUGCAAGUCAUGCAAUACAUGAUCAUGUAACAUAUCAUGGUGACGGAGCAUUGUUGCACAUAACGUUCCCUCCCAUUCUUUUCUGUUUAGGCUUGUGUAGAUCGACCCACCCUUUUCCUUUCCUGUGUGUCAGAGCCCAACCUCACUGACCCCUCAGGCCCACCAUCAUUUCUAGCCCAGUCCUCUACCACAGAGCCUUCUCCCACAUACCCAUCCUGCAGUGGUGAUGUUGUGGAAAGGGAUUGGCACACAACAACAACAACAACAACAACCAAAAAGCGACGUAGACCAAUGCAGACCCUCAAAGCCAAACCCCACUGCCCCUUCAGACUUUGGCAGGAACACAGGAAGGUCUCCACAACCUUUUCCACUGAGGAUGUUAUCAGUGAGCCUGGAGGACUGCAGACACAAACUCCAGCCAAAUGGGGUCUUCAAUGUACAAUCACUGGGACAUGAAGAUGAGGGUGGAGAUGGAGAUGAUGAUGAAGAUGAGGGUGGUGAUGAAGAUUAUGCAGAUUACACCACUGAAAGUGAGCGAUACCAGUUUGGAUCUGAAGAUGGUCCCUUUCGGAUUUCAGUUGAAGAAAAGACAGAGUUUAAAAGAAGACCUUUGGCGAAUCACCUGAAAUUGCAUCAGAAGAUGCACAACAAGAAGCUCCUCCUCAAUAGUCCCUGUGCACCUGAAGGAGAAGUACGAGACCAGGCGAAGCCUAACGAAGAUGGUGGCUUUUCCUGCGACCAGUGCAGUAGAUCACUUUCUCGAUUCAGUGACCUUAAACGGCACCAGAGGACGCAUCAACGUUUAAAAUCCAGUAAGAUCCAAGGUCAUAAAUGCGAGACAUGUGAUAGAAUGUUUUCACAUCCAUCAACUCUCCAUAUUCAUGAGAGGGUGCACACCAGAGAGAAACCUUACACCUGUACUGUUUGUGGAAAAGGGUUCACUCAGUUAGGCAACCUUAAAGCACACCACAGAAAACAUGAAAAGGAGUCCUCUUUGGGUCACGCCGGCAUGCAAACUCAGGACAUGUCCGGCACAUCGCUAGAGGAUCAGAGCAAGUACGAGGACAAUGGGAAGGUCUCUCAUAUUGACAGCUUGCUAGGACUUCGUCGGAACACCCACACGGAACAGAGGCCAUAUGCUUGUAGUGCUUGCGGAAAGGCAUUCUUUCAAGCGAGUAGCCUUCGAGAGCACAUUCGAACACACGAGAAAAAGAAGUCUGUGGUUGACAGUGCCCUUGAACAUCGAGCUGUGACCAGUGUUGCUCGUCCAAAGCCCCACAAGUGUGCCGACUGCGGCAAGGCUUUCUCUUUCAAGGCUCAGCUACAGGUCCACCAGAGAAAGCACACCGGCGAAAAACCUUACGCUUGUGACAUUUGUGAAAAGGCCUUCAGUCAAUUAGCCGGUCUACAAGUGCACCAGCUAAUGCGCCACAACAAAACUGGUAAGCUGAGAGUGUUUGAGUGUGACAUGUGUGAAAAGAAACUUCCGAGUUCAUCUGCGCUCCUAGCCCAUAAGCAAAAACACCAGCCAACAAAUGCGAGAGAGAAACCUUACUCUUGCACCCUGUGCGAGAAGCAGUUCAGCCUGCUGGAUUACCUCCGAAAUCACGAGCGAUGGCACACCAUGGAGAAGAGACAUCGGUGUUCUCAUUGCGAGAAGACAUUCAUGACGCCAUCGAAACUAAGGCAGCACAUGCCAAAGCAUACAGGGGAGAAACCCUAUUCUUGUUCCCAGUGUUCGAAGGCCUUCAAAAGUUCUUCUGGACUUAAAGAGCACAUCAAAAUCCACACAGGAGAGAUGCCUUAUAAGUGUUCCAUCUGCAACAAAGCGUUCAAGUCCUGGUCGAAUCGCCAGGCCCAUGAGAGAACUCACUCUAGAGAAAGACCCUACCUCUGCCACUUCUGUGGCAAGGCAUUUCGGGACGGCAGCAGUCUUAACAGACACCAGAAAACGCACACUGGUGACAAACCGCACGCAUGCACACACUGUGGCCAGAGGUUUUUGACGUUGACGAACCUCAACAGGCACCAGCUGCGACACACAGGGCAGAGGCCUCAUCUGUGCACCGUGUGCGGUAAGACAUUCUCCCGCCCGGAGAUCCUCAAGACACACCACAGGGUUCACACGGGAGAGAGACCCUACUGCUGCACCAUCUGUGAUGAGCGCUUUGCCUACAUACAGAGCCUACAGUCACACCAGAAGAGAGAGCACCAGAAACAAGAGCACUCUGCGAAUGGCAGGCAUCACCGUGCUCGGUGUGUGAAGAGUUCUGAAGCACUACAGGACGUAGAAACCCACAGACCAGGUAUUCAAAAUGGAGGUGCAUUGGACGGCAUUGUUGACGGCGCUGCGUCUGAUGACCAAAACAGACUAACUGAUCUAAAUGUUUGAUGCUUAUCGUUUUUGGUGAUUGGACUGGAUUUUUUUUUCGUGCAAAGGGAUGCCCAUCAUCUUACCUUGGGACAUAUCUUUCUGUUGGUUGAUAUCUGUUCAAAAUCUUAUGCAGUGUUGGAGCAUUUACAUUUCUUAAACAUAUGGCUAUGUCUUCACAUGCACUGUGGUGGGGACAUUCUUAUUUGUAUUGUAUGGUCAAAUUUUCAGGUGUGACAACACGUUACACUUCCUUCCAUUGCCCCGUACUUGAGUUUUGAGAAAACUGCAGAAGUCCACUGAGUACGGCGUAUGUUCAGCUGAUUGUACUGCAUUUGCAGGUGGUGCUGGAUAUUGCAGGUCAAAGUAACCCACAUGUUUGACUUGUCAGACUGCUUAAGACAGAAUGCAGAUCUGUAUCAGUGUUUUGUUCUUGCCGCCAGUUCCAAUAAUCAUAUUUACAUAUUAAAUUCUCAAAAUA
Molecule: messenger RNA, 3186 nt
Organism: Alosa alosa (allis shad)
Lineage: Eukaryota; Metazoa; Chordata; Actinopteri; Clupeiformes; Clupeidae
Product: zinc finger protein 431-like
Exons: 4
Coding region: 561-2726 (721 amino acids)
Biological process (GO): regulation of transcription by RNA polymerase II
Cellular component (GO): nucleus
Molecular function (GO): RNA polymerase II transcription regulatory region sequence-specific DNA binding; DNA-binding transcription factor activity, RNA polymerase II-specific
Source: RefSeq, a predicted model, not a curated record